Carya illinoinensis is the source of this 4092-nucleotide messenger RNA. Its product is annotated as disease resistance protein RPV1-like. NCBI's taxonomy places the organism in Eukaryota, Viridiplantae, Streptophyta, Magnoliopsida, Fagales, Juglandaceae. The transcript is spliced from 7 exons. The record is from RefSeq and is a predicted model, not a curated record. The coding region runs from base 89 to 3517 and encodes 1142 amino acids. Gene Ontology annotation, biological process: defense response; signal transduction. Gene Ontology annotation, molecular function: ADP binding.
UCUUCAUUGUUCUUCUCAUUGUCUAAGCCCGCAAAUUACCAAUAUUUCCUUCCGCAAUUAAGCUUCUAAAUAUCUCGCAUUUGCAUUCAUGGCCACUCAAACACCCUCUUCAUCUACUAAUUCCGAAGAUGCUAAGAAAAGAAAAAGAGACAAUUCAUCUUGUUCGGAAGAAGAUGAAAAAAUCAUAACCUCUUCCUCACCUUCUUCCUCGACGCCUCGAUGUAAACAUGAUGUUUUCCUUAGUUUCUGUGGCAAAGACACUCGUAGAAGUUUUACGGAUCAUCUCUAUUUUGAUUUAAAACGGAAAGGUAUUCUCGUCUUUAGGGAUGACGAAUCACUGGAGCGAGGAAAAUGCAUUUCUCAAGAGCUUCCGCAAGCAAUUCAAGAAUCCCAAUACGCCAUCGUCAUUUUUUCGGCAAAUUAUGCUUCUUCCAAAUGGUGCCUCAGGGAACUUGCCGAGAUCGUUGAAUGGGAGGAAAAGAAGAAUCUCAAAAUUAUUCCUAUUUUCUAUCAUGUGAAUCCUUCAGAUGUAAGAAAUAAAAGAGGGAAUUUUGCAGAAGCUUUCGCUGCACAUGAAAAAGAUCUCAAGGUAGACAUCAAAGAGAUUGAUACGUGGAGAAAUGCCUGCAGAAAAGUCGGUAAUAUUUCCGGAGAGCACAUAAAUGCGAACAGGAACGAGUCAACAAUUAUACAACAAAUCAGUGGAAUGAUAUUCUACAAUUAUACAAUGCUAAAUAUUCUAUUUCAUUAUGAUGGCCAGAAACUUGUUGGAAUAAACUCCCGUGUAGAGAAUAUGAUCAACUUAUUGGAUAUGGAAUCGAAUGAUGUUCGCUUCUUAGGAAUUCAUGGGAUGGGUGGCGUUGGUAAAACAACGCUGGCCGAAAUAAUUUAUUAUAGAGUUUCUUGUCAAUUCGAAGGAAGCAGCUUUAUUUCUUGUAUUAGAGAAAGAUCUACUACUACUCCUGAUCUAGCUUCUUUACAAAAACAACUGCUUUCUAUGAUCAUGCAACAAGAAAUACAUAUAUGGGAUUAUCGCGAGGGAAUCAUGUUGAUGAGCACCAGGUUGCGGAAUAAAAAGGUUCUUAUCAUUCUUGAUGAUGUGGAUUGUGAAAAGCAGCUGACGGCAUUAGCAGGGAAUCAGAAAUGGUUUGGUCCAGGGAGUAGGGUUAUUAUAACAUGCAGAGAUAGUCAUACGUUGAUAACACAUGGUGUGAAUGAUACCUAUAAGGUUGUGCUGCUUCCAACUGCCGAUGCUUUGCAGCUAUUUAGUUUGUCAGCCUUCGACAAAACCAAUCCUCCAGAGAAUUACAAGGAUCUAUCUAUGGAUUUUGUGAGUUAUGCUGGAGGCCUUCCUUUAGCUCUUAAAGUUUUGGGUCGCUUCUUAUUUGGGAGAACAAUAGAUUUAUGGAAAAGUGCUAGGGAUAAAUUGGAAGCGAUUUCUAAAACUGAAAUUUUUGAUAUUCUUAAAAUAAGUUUUGAUGGGCUGGAGGAAUCGCAGAAAAAAUUGUUUUUGGAUCUGGCAUGUUUUUGUUACAUAAGGUUUUCUGAGGAAAGAUAUCUAGCCAUCGACUUUGAGGUUCUCGUCGACAGGUCUCUUGUAAGCCCCAUGCAUGAUUUGCUAAAAAAAAUGGGGCAGGAAAUAGUUCGCCGCGAAGAUCCUGAAGAACCUGGACGACGUAGUAGGCUGUGUCGUAAGGAGGAUGUCUUUCACGUGCUACAGAAAGAUACUGGAACUGAUGCAAUUGAAAGCAUAUACCUCCAUUUUGUUCUUCGUGAUGAAGCGAAACAUAGAUUCAAUAUGAACGCCAAAGCAUUCUCAAAGAUGAGAAAAUUGAGAUUUCUUAGUUUCGAAUUGAGAUUUCUUCGUUUCGAGCAUUUUCAAUCAUAUAUAAACUGGCGUGGAAAUCCUUUAAAAUACAUGCCAAGCGAUAAGUUGCAAUUCCUAAACUGGCAUAAUUGUCCUCCGAAAUCCUGGCCGAGCAGUUUCCAACCAAAAGGUCUUGUUGUACUAAGGAUGCCUCGCAGCAGCUUCAAACGACUGUGGAAGGGAUUGAUGAUUUUAGACAAUUUGAAGAUCUUAGAUUUGAAUUGUUCUUAUAGCUUGAUUGAAACACCAGAUUUGAGUGGAGCCCCAAAACUUGAGGAAAUAAACCUGACAAACUGUUCAAGCUUGUGUGAGGUCCACCCAUCCAUCGGAACUCUCAGACGACUACAAGUAAUAGAAAUGCCUUGCACCGGAAUCAAACAACUAUGGAAGGGGAUGUUGGUAGUUUUAGACAAUUUGAAGCAAUUAGAUCUGAGUGGUUGUGACGACUUGAUUGAAAUACCAGAUUUGAGUAGAGCUUUAAAUCUUGAGAUAAUAAAUUUUUCAGAUUGUGAAAGCUUGUGUAAGGUCCACCAAUCCAUCGGAUUUCUCAAACGACUAAAACAUUUGAGUUUAGAUGGAUGUUCAAGACUUGGGAAUUUCCUGAAUAUUAUGGGAGAUAUGAUAUCUCAAGAGAUAUCUCUAAAGAGCUUGAGGUUACCAUCAUCGGAAGUCUCAAUUUUUCCGAGUGUUAUUUAUAGUUUUUCAUCUCUUGAAAUUCUCUGGUUGGAUGGUUGGCCAAGCCUUGAGAAAUUUCCAGACCUGAGUAGGUUGAAAAGCUUGAAGGAAUUUCAGGCAUACGAAACUGCUAUAACACAAAUACCAUCUGUCAAUCUACUCCCCAAGAGCAUCGGUUCCUUUGAACUCGAAGGAGAAAAGAGGAUGCCCCGUGAAUCAAGAGAUUUGGUUAUGUUCAUUAAUGACUGCUCUUUGCCGAAACAAAGCUCAUAUCCCACCAAUCGUGAUAUCGGAUCACCUGUAGAAUAUGAGACGGAACGGGUGCAUAUUCGAUAUGACGAUGAUGGCUUAGGGGUGUCGAUAACAAGGUGUUCAUUGGGAUCUACAAUCCCGGAGUGGGUCCACAAUAAAAGUAAUGGCUCCUCUCUCUUUUUUGACAUGUGUAAUGGCUCCUCUCUAAAGAUAGAGUCGGUUGGUGAUACAGAGUCGGAUGGUGAUACGAUGUCGGAUGGUGACACAGAGUCGGAUGGUGAUACGAUGUCGGUGAUGGGGAUUGCUAUCUUUAUUGUUUGUCAAUUCCAUUUAAUUCCUCCAGUUGAUUUCAGGGGAUAUGAAAGGGUGGCGUUUCCAAUUUGUUUGGAUGACGGUACUCCAGAAAAACCUUUUUGCAAAUUUUUGUUUGCACUUUCCACGGACGUCAUUUUGGAUAAGCAAAUUGUAUUAUGGCAGUAUUUAUGGGAUCCGGUAGAUUUGGAAAGUUGGAAAUUGAAGAGUCUGGAUAAACGGAAGAUUUCCACUAUAGCAAAAUUUGAGCAGUUCGCCGAUCAAACUUCAUUUAUGGGAGUAGAAGUGAAAGAAUGGGGAUUGCAUUUAGUAUGUCCGGAUGAUCAUGGUGCUCUUGGUUUGGGAUCAGAUUUAGAUUCCUUAGUCAAUUUUCUUAAUUUACCAUCGGAAAUGCGACAUGAUGAGAAAUGAAGAUUAGAUUCAUCAAGAGUACCUCUUUAAAGCUUAGUCCUUUUGAGUAAUGGCUUGGCAUUUUUUAUUUUGGGAAUAAAAGAUGAUCACCAUUUUGUACCUGAAAUCUCUCAAUUCCAUUGACGAUGUCGAAGUGAUCAUAAAAUCUCAGAUUGAUUAAGGCAAUGCAGACAAUCACCCAACCAGCUUUUCUUCUUUGUCAUGUUUCUGUGAUCAUCAGGGAAACUUCAACUGCCAAAACGUGGGACAAUACUUGACAUGGAAUUGCUGCAUGAUGCGAAAUGAAGAUUCGAUUCAGCAGGAGUCCUUUAUAAAAGUUACCUUUUUGAGUUUUGAGUAUUGGCUUUGGUAUUGUUUCUUGGGAAUAGAAGAUGUUAACCAUUUUGUUUACAAGUUAUGAGUCAAAUUUCCAUUUGGUUUGUUUUAACUUGCCUCAUUUAAGCACCAGGAGUAAUAAGUUAAUUAGGGGAGCCAAAAUAUAUUAUUAUAUAAGAGAUUGUUUUCUUUUGAGAGAUUCAGAAUUUCUCAUGUAUAUGAAUUGUUUAAUUUUCCUAUUAAUCAAUUCCAAUUCUGCA